AUGGCUGCUCUUGUUACCAUGAAUCUAACGUCGAUAUCUGUGGGUCAUAGACCUUCUCCACUCCUCUCUGUACCCACUGGAGUAAUGGAGAUGAUCACCACUUUUGCAGAUGACGCUUUUUCUGAAGAGUGCCCAUUGUCGAAGCUCCGCCUUACUUGCAAACAGCUUCGAGAUCAAACAUGGAUCGAGUUGUGGAGACUCUUGCGAAAAGGAAUAGCUAUGGCUUUGUUAGAACCCGACAAACUAUUCAAAGUUCACCAAACACCCGAGGAAAGAGUCGAGGAGGCUGCCAAGAUUCUUACUGGCAAGAUACUAGAAAACCUGCUUGAAUUAGCCGACGAAAGUGGUUGUAAAGUCCAAGGUAUCGAAACACACGACUUCAGUGACACGAGCCUGUACGAUCGUAGUUGGCAUGAUCCUCUCGAAAUCAAUCACCGACUGAUCUCUAAUCUGACCACUGCUCGGUUUAGGGGUUGUAUCUCCAGAGUUCGUUCGGAUGGCUCGAUAGCUUUGCUGAAGCUCAUAGACAAAGCGAAAAAGCUCUCUUCUCUGAGCUUGGGAAAUUACAUUAUCCCCAACUUAACGUGUACAGAUUACAUUCGCGGUGAUGUUCUCCUGGGCCAGAUCCGACUUCCUGCUCUUGAGGUUCUGGAUCUAAAUGGAAUGCUGGUGCCAGUUGAGAAGCUUCAGGAGUUCCUGAUAGAGCAUAAGCAUACACUCCAGCAAGUCCAUCUCCAAAACCUUCUCGUCAGCCUUCCUGCAUCAAGCGAGACAUCUCUCAGCAGGAUCAUGGCCUGGACUCGCGAUAACAUUGCACUAAACAGCGUCACCUUGGGAGACAUUCGUGUAAUCUUGGACAAUGAUUGGCGAGCUUUAACAAUAAACCGACCUGGAGUGCCGUGGCACAGUGGAGUCACUGAUCUUGAGGGAUCUGUUGCAGUCAGAGCUUGCUUGAACGAGUUGUGCGAUCAACACAAGAGUUCAAAAAAGCUGUUCACGUUUAUAUUGAGCUUUGCUCGGUCUCAUAUUAUAACCACAAAUUGGGGUUGUGGCCCAAGGGUGGCACCGCUGGGCAGACUGGAUUGGUCAGGCUCGAUUGUUGCAGUCACUGUUCCCAUCGCUUUGUUUUCAUCCUAUUCAGCCUCGCAGUUCUUGGAGCACCUCUUCUUUGCUUCAUCACGCAAGGAUUGUUUGAAAAUAUUUCUUCCACCUGAUCGCGUUUUCAUCCUUCCGAUCUGCGGAGCCUUCCUCUGCACCACUUGUUUAUUCACAACUCCACUUCAACAUCCUCAGCUGGCACACCUGCAACUCUGCAGUAUUCUCAUCACGCCAACGCGCACCUUGAUCAUCACAAGUCAUCCCCGCGCAUAUUUUACUGUUCAUCACUCGGAAGUGAUCCGCGCCAGCGCAAACACAAUCUUACUACAUCGACACGCCGCUUCAACUGUUGCGCAUCCAGACACAAUGUCGGACACUACGAGACCGGCCCCUAAUUUGCUGUCGAUGCCCAAUGAGAUCUUGACAAAGAUCUGUACCUUCGCUGUCGACGACCAUCGCGAAAGAAGAUACUCGGAUGGGAAAGUAUGGCUGACAUCCGCCCGUCUCGCUUGCAAACAUCUUUACAUACCUGCUACGCUCGAAUUCGGCAAAAGAUUUUUUCGAGACCCCUUUGUCAUGAUGACCAAAUACAGCCUUGGAGCACUAAUCGAGAUCUGCGCACAUCCUCUUUUCGGACCUCGUGUUAGCGGUAUCUCAGUCGACGCGUAUCGCUUAGACGAAUAUGGUCCUACAUGGAUGUAUCAACAGCUUACAAAUUCGGUCCAGGCCAGAGACAUUGAGGAGAUGGAUUCUGCAGAACAUGACCUACAAGAGUAUCUGGACGCCUACAGAGAAGAGUUCCAUUUAGAUGACCAUGGUAGUGCUGCAAAACUCAUAGCCGAGGCGUUGAGAUUGAUCAAACAACACAACAAGCCUGUCAGCAUGGCUCUGAUGGCGACCACUCAUAUGCUACCCAUUGGCCACAACAGGGGAUGGGGCAACGGUUUGAAUUACCAGUUCAAGAAAACGUUCCGUACACUGCUCGUUGCCGCCCAGCGCAGCCAAUGCAGGAUCAAUAAGUUCAUCUGUCAGAUCCCUGACGAUCAGGUCACGGAUCCCAAUCCUGAUAUUGACAUUGCUGAGAUUGCCAAAAACACUGCUGCAUUUGCUGUGUUGGAGUGUAUGCAGCUUCUAAUUGGCAGCUAUGUGCCUGAGUAUACUGCCGGCAUCUGCGGUGCGCUCAGACUAGCAGAGAACCUCUCGGAGCUGGAACUCCACACUACAGAAUACCCUGAUAUCAGUCCAGAAGUAUACCACGCCACAGAGUCGUGUCAAACAACCGAAGCAAUACUCGGAUCCUUACGGUCUAGUUCUUUACGCCGAGUUCACUUGAAUUCACUGGUCUGUAAGCCAGAGCUUCUCAAGAACUUCCUGCUCGAGCAUCGCCGAACCCUAAAAGAGCUGUUGCUCGAGUCCGUCGGACUGAUUGGGGCUUGGGCUGAAAUUGUCGAGUGUAUCCGAGACAACCUCAGCCUUCGGAUGUUCUCACUUCGUGGCCCAUGGUAUAUGGAUGUAAGCGAGUUCGAAGCCGAGGACUCUGACGGGUCUAUUCAAUACUGGUCAGGUUGCGGCUCGUGGAAUAGCCCUGAUGAUGUUCGCGUUGGUCUGGAUCAGCUACUGCAGAGCAAGAGAGAGGAAGAUGGAGAGCAUUAUCAGGGAGAGCUUUGA
This is a messenger RNA of Aureobasidium melanogenum CBS 110374, 2766 nucleotides long. RefSeq lists its product as uncharacterized. Bases 1 to 2766 code for a protein of 921 amino acids. NCBI's taxonomy places the organism in Eukaryota, Fungi, Ascomycota, Dothideomycetes, Dothideales, Saccotheciaceae. The transcript has 6 exons. The record is from RefSeq and is a predicted model, not a curated record.